UAUUCCUUUUUGCUAGCUGGCUUGCCUUUUGCAAUUCUCAGUUCAAGACGUAUCCCCUUCCAGAGAGGAGUUUUCUGUAGUGAUGAAUCCAUCCGGUAUCCAUACAAAGAGGACACCAUUUCUUAUAAGUUGUUAGCAGGAAUAAUUAUUCCUUUCAGUAUAAUUGUUAUAAUCCUAGGAGAGACUCUCUCUGUCUUUUAUAAUCACUUGCACUCAAAUUCAUUUGUCAGAAAUAACUACAUAGCCACUAUUUACAAAGCCAUUGGGACCUUCAUUUUCGGAGCCGCUGCUAGCCAGUCGUUGACAGACAUUGCCAAGUACUCCAUAGGUAGACUGCGUCCUCACUUCCUUGCUGUGUGCCAGCCCGACUGGACACGAAUCAACUGCAGUCUAGGUUACAUUGAGAACUUCUCUUGUCAAGGAGACAAAGCAAAAAUCAAUGAGGGAAGACUAUCAUUUUACUCUGGCCAUUCUUCGUUCUCCAUGUACUGCAUGCUCUUCCUCGCACUUUACCUUCAGGCCAGAAUGAAAGGAGACUGGGCAAGACUUGUACGUCCUACUAUACAGUUUGGUCUUAUUGCUGCAUCUAUCUAUGUGGGUCUCUCGCGUGUUUCUGAUUACAAGCACCACUGGAGUGAUGUUUUAACAGGACUCAUCCAGGGAGCGGUGGUGGCUGUGCUCAUUGUUGUGUACGUGUCUGACUUCUUCAAAGUGAGAGGAUGUACAUUUCAACCGAAAGAGGAUUCCCAUACAACCCUACAUGAGACUCCAACAAAUGGAAAUCACUUUGGCAGCAAUCAUCAACCAUGAAGAAUGACCCACCCCACCCGUCUUGCUCUUUCACAAGUCUAACUAUGUAAUAUAAGUAAAUGCCUUUAAGGGACUGCUGCUGCUCUUGGAUGCUCACUUUACCUGUAUAUAGUAACAUCUACCACAGUUAUUGUAUAUCUAAACUUUAAAUUCCUGUUGGUUUAAGCUCUUCCUUAAAAGACAAAAAAAAAAAAGCUAUUCAAACUGUAAAUUUUUAUUGAAAACAUGGUAACAGUUACAUUACAUACACUGCUGUUUGUACAUGCCUUGUUGAAACAACUGUGGUUUAAAUACACACCAUUAAAAGAAACAAUGACUUGAGACAAA
Messenger RNA from Pelecanus crispus (Dalmatian pelican), 1137 nucleotides. The record is from RefSeq and is a predicted model, not a curated record. Lineage: Eukaryota; Metazoa; Chordata; Aves; Pelecaniformes; Pelecanidae.